GACACGCACGCAGUCUGAGAAAAAGGAGUGUUCACACCAUAGAUAUAGAGGAGCGCACAGCUUUCGGGAACCAGCGUGGAAAGGGGGAAAACAAUUCAUGAGCCGUUUUGAACACUUUCAGAGGAGUUGUUUUUCUGCCCUUUGGGGGCAUUUUCAAGCCAUUCCAGUGCAUCCAGCAAACUGUUUUGUGGACACAGUCAGUGGAGGAGCAGAAGAAGAGCGGUCCAUCUGAACCCGCUAUUAUGCGGACACAUCAAGUCUCAGUAGUUUGGUCGGCAUGAACGCUGCGCAAACGGACCCCAGAAACUAUCCCCAUGGACUGACAGACUGCAUUUGAAUAUUUAGGAGAUUUUUUCUCUCUCUGUUUGCAAAAACAGUUCAAAGAUUGUGGAUUAUUGUUUUCCAGAGAAUUGCUCUGUUGCUUCUGUUCGAAUGAGGAUAUUGGUUUUUCAUAGGUCCAGGAUCCAAAGUAAGGAAAUAACCUCCGAACAGCUGGAUAUUUUAGUCUAACUGGACUCCCAGUCAUUGCUUUCAGCCGAGUCCAAUAUGAAGUCCAGCGCUGUGUGGAUGUGCUUCUGCAUCUUUCUGCUGCUCUUAGAUGAGGAGACGAAUUCCUCGGAUGGCCCCUCAGCUCUGUCCUCAUCUUUGGCCACCUGGCCCACGGGAGCUCCAAACACCGGCUCUGAGCUGGAAGCUCAGCCCGAGUGGGUGGACUGCAUCCAGGCGAGCGAAAUGUGCAACCAGAACCCUCACUGCAGCUCUCGGUACCGGGUGAUGCGCCAGUGCCUUGUGGGCAAAGAGAAGGAAACCAUGCUGGACAACAACAAGGAAUGCCAGGCUGCCCUGGAGGUGUUGCUGGUUAGCCCUUUGUAUGACUGCCGCUGCAAGAGGGGCAUGAAAAAGGAGCUGCAGUGUCUGCAGAACUACUGGACCAUCCACAUGGGACUUAAUGAAGGUGGAGACAUGGAGGACUUAUCUCCCUAUGAACCUAUAGCCCCCAACCGCCAACCUGAUGAGUUUGGUUUGGCUGCUAUCUCUUCAGGGAUGCUCACUGUGGCCCCCAAAGGCUUCCACUGCCCAGAGACUGAGAAAAACUGCAACCCUUGCCUAGUUGCCACCAAAGCCUGCAACCUCAACGGCAUUUGCAAGAGGCAGCGCUCCACAUACAUUACAACCUGCAGCAAGCUGGACACUAACAAGGGCGAGUCCUGCAACAGGAAGCGCUGCCACAAAGCACUACGGGCGUUCCUGGACCGCGUUCCUCCUGAGCUCAGCCAUGGACUGCUCUUCUGCCCCUGUCAAACCGAGGGUUGUGCUGAAAGACGAAGACAAACAAUAGUACCUGAAUGCUCCUAUAUAGAUAAGGAGAAGCCCAACUGUUUGGAGCUGCGGACGACCUGUCGCCAGGACUACCUUUGCAGGUACAGACUGGCUGACUACAUGAAUAACUGCGGGAAGACUCCACAUACCAUGGGCACCUGUCCCAAUAAAGACAAUCACCAAGCCUGCUUGGCCUCUUUUGUGAGGCUCAUCGGGACAGAAAUGACUCCCAACUAUGUUGACAGCAGCUCCACCAACUGGACCAUCUCGCCGUGGUGCACCUGCAAAGGCAGCGGAAACCAAGAGGAGGAGUGUCUGAACUUCCUGCGCCACUUCACCAAUAACACAUGCCUAAGAUACUCCAUCCAGGCCUUUGGUUAUGGAAUGUACAACUCGCAAAUAAAAAAUGUGACGGUUCCAACCCCGUCAUCAAUGUCAAAAACAUCGGAGGAGUGGUCUGUCAUUAUCCCAAAGUAUCCUGAACCAAGAGGUGGUGGCCUAGACGUAGUAGAGAAUCACUCUCCUUGUCUCUGUGCCAGCAUCUGGGCUCGGCUUCCAAGCCUGGCUCUGGCUCUGAUCCUGGCCCAGCAUGCCUUGUAGAAGUGCCAGGAGGAGAAAAAAAAGAGGUCAUCCACCCACGAACUGAUCCCAAAGCAGAAGAUGUCAUUUCUGAGACUGAUAUUAGGAAGGAUGUGCAUCUGGUGACAUUAAAAAACCUUUUGUGAAGGAGGAAAACAAGACUGAAAGUAGUGGAAAUUAUUGCAGUUCUGCAGCUGUGACACUGUUGAUCAUCACCAAAAAGACCUUUGUUAACAGAGGACAGCUUGUGAGCAAUGCCUUUUCUGACAUACAAGAACCUGGGAGAUGUUCAAAGCCACUAGACUUUUCUCACUAUAGAAGGAAGAGUUGCGAUAAGCAGACGUAAGGAGAAACAGUAAAUAAAAUGGUAAAGAGCUCCAGCCAAAAUAAAAAGAAACAACAUACAGAAAGGAGGUUUUUGUUGCUUUGGUUGGGGUCAUGGCUUACUCUUCUCUUGGAGGGAUAAACCACAUAAUUCAGUGGAUGAUUAAAUGUCUUUUCAACAACUGUGUAAACUCUAAACUGUAAAGCCUCCUCAGUGUUUUAAAUGUUGGUAUACUGUAGUACCUGUGAUCAUAUUCAGUCUGACAGUACACCUUUGAAGAAGGCCAGAGAUGUUAACAUUUAAUGGUUAUAUGGUCAUUUUGAGAUGUUUGUCGUUGACCGUGGGUGUUCUCACAGCCACCUGAAUAUGUGUAUAACUUUGCCUUCAUAUAUUUCCGUAUAAAUAUCUAAAAACAACAAUUUGCUUUGAUUUAGCUCACCUGUAUCCAGUACCUGGAAAGGACAUAAAUAUAUGCUAAGUAAUGGAAGGCCGUCAUUAUCUGCAUUUAUAGUCAUCUAUUAAAGCUUAAACACAAAAUAUGUAUAAACUAAUAAAAUUAAACAAGUUCUGUCUUCGAAAGCCAUA
Molecule: messenger RNA, 2809 nt
Organism: Oryzias latipes (Japanese medaka)
Lineage: Eukaryota; Metazoa; Chordata; Actinopteri; Beloniformes; Adrianichthyidae
Product: GDNF family receptor alpha-2
Biological process (GO): nervous system development
Cellular component (GO): signaling receptor complex; external side of plasma membrane
Molecular function (GO): signaling receptor activity
Source: RefSeq, a predicted model, not a curated record